CACCUCUUUCCUUCUUCCUUCCACUGCGACCAAAAUCCUUCUCUUUACCAAAAUGUCCGGUGAAUCAGUGAUCAACAUUGACGAUGCUAAUACAGUCAUCACGUUGAACCCAGCAUCACAGCUCCCCACCAAGCUCACCGGCGACAACUUUCCCACCUGGCGGGCUCAGCUCUUCACGCUCCUCCGCGGCCUGGACCUCCUCAAGUUUCUCGACGGUUCUCAUCCCCAGCCCGCUGCCGAUGCCCCUGCUGCUCGCCGCCGCUGGUAUCAACAAGAUCAGCUCAUCCUUCAUUCCAUUCUCGCUUCGAUGGCUCCUGGGGUCUCUCCCUAUGUUUCUGCUGCGACCUCCUCUCACCAGGCUUGGACGAUAUUAGAGCGUAUGUUUGCUAAUCAGUCCCGCCAGCGCGUCAUGAACCUCAAGGAGAAGAUCGGGCGGGAACGUCAGGGCAAUCGCCCAGUUUCAGUUUAUCUCCAAGUGCAACGCUCCACCGCUGCCGAAUUGGCUCUCAUCAAUGCGCCCGUCUCCGACGAAGACCUGAUCCUUCAUAUUCUUCGUGGCCUUCGCGAGGAAUACGGCCACUUCUCUGCUGCUAUUCGUGCCCGUGACACCCCAAUUGCCGUCGAGGAUCUCCAUGAUCGUCUCGUCGACUUCGAGGCCGAUCUUGCCGCGGUUCGCCUCUCUUCCUCAUCUGCACCUACCACGGCUUUCUCCACAGCUCGCGGUCGCUAUGCUUCUCCCGGCCAGCGCUCUUCUCGUGGCUCUCCGUCCCCUCCCUAUGGCUUUGUCGACUCUCGCCGUUCGUCUAGCCCUCGCACGCCGCGCGUCUCCUCUCCCUCUCGUUCAGGCCAGUCUUAUUCCAGCAGCUCCUCUGGCCCAUCUCUCCUAGGUCGUCCCCAAGUUCAUUGCCAAUUCUGUGACAAGGCAGGUCACACAGCUAAGGAAUGCUUCCGCAUUCGUGGCCGUCCGCAAGUGCACCACACCGCUGCUGGCUCCUCUUCUGCUCCGGGCUGGUUAAUUGAUUCGGCUGCCACCAAUCAUGUCACCCCCGAUCUUGGUAGUCUCUCCUUAUACACUGAUUAUAAUGGCCCCGAUGAGGUGCUUAUCGGCGACGGAACAGGUCUGCACAUUACUCAUAUCGGCGACUCUUCUCUAUCUACUCCUGUGAUGCCUUUGUCUCUUCGUGAUGUGUUGUGUGUCCCUGCGAUCAAGCGUCAUUUACUAUCUGUUGCUCAGUUAUGCAAAGCUAAUCCGGUGUCUGUUGAAUUUUUCUCUGACUCUUUUGUUGUGAAGGAUCUAGCUACGGGUGCGCACCUGCUACGCUGCCUGAAUAAAGGAGAUGUUUAUGAGCUACCAGCCCCGUCGAGUCCUGUUCGCCUUGCCAUGACUGCAGCAGCCAAACCCUCCUCCGUCAACUGGCACAAGCGUUUGGGUCAUCCUCAUCUCAAACUGCUCUCUCGCGUGUUGCGCAAUCAUUCCCUUCCAGUCACGUCUGUGUCUCCCAGUUUGUCUUGUGAAUCUUGCUCUCUUCAUAAAAGUCACAAACUCCCUUUCUCAAUUUCUAGUUUGUCAAGUUCUCGGCCGUUUGAUUUACUUUAUAUGGAUGUUUGGGGUCCUUCUCCCAUCAUUUCUCAUGACGAUUAUUCCUAUUAUUUAGUCAUUGUUGAUCAUUUUUCUCGAUACACAUGGCUUUAUCCCCUUCGUCGUAAAUCCGAUGUUCAUCAAGUUUUCACUACUUUUAAAGCAAUGAUCGAGAAUUACUUUCAUACUACCGUUCGCCGUGUUUACAGUGAUGGCGGGGGUGAGUUUCAAAAGCUCUCAUCAUUCUUUCAAUUACAUGGCAUCACUCACCUCCUUACCCCGCCUCACACACCUCAACAUAAUGGCCUCGCUGAACGCAAACACAGACACAUUGUGGAAACCGGUCUUACUCUAUUGCAUACUGCUCAUCUUCCCCUGUCAUUCUGGACCUAUGCAUUCCGCACUGCCGCUUACCUCAUUAACCGUUUACCUUCCUCUUCCCUUCGUGGUGCAACUCCCUAUUUUACCUUGUUUAAUGAGCACCCCAAUUAUCUCAAACUUCGUGUGUUUGGCUGUGUUUGUUACCCAUGGCUCCGUCCGUACUCUCCCCAUAAACUAGCUCCUCGUUCCCGUCGCUGCAUUUUUCUUGGGUAUUCCCUCACCCAAAGUGAGUAUCAAUGCUUUGACCCCGACUCAAACCGCAUCUUUGCCUCCCGUCACGUCCAGUUCGAGGAAGAACUCCUUCCUGGCCUUCCUUCUCCCGUCCCCUCUACUUACUCCCCGCCAGCAUGGGUUGACUUCACCAAACCUCCCAUCUCCCAAUUUGUUUUUCAUUCCUCUCCCUCCCCCACACUCCCAGUACCCGACCCUACUGUUGCCUCCUCCGCGUCCCCAACUCCCGCAGCAGCCUCGCCGUCCCCAGCUCCUAGGCAUCUCCCCCGCGCCGCGUCCCCUGUUGCUACGACCUCUCAACCGAGUCAGCCGCCACCUCCGGCCAAGCCUGCCAACAGGCCCGUGACGCGAAGUCAGCACGGUAUAUUCUGUCCAAAGAAACUUUUCCUUACUCAGCUUCACUUUCUUGAUAUUGAACCCAGCUCGGUCAAGCAGGCGCUUGCUGACCCGCGUUGGCAGCAGGCUAUGUGGGCUGAAUAUAAGGCCCUUUUGGCUAAUCAAUCAUGGACUCUUAUUCCCCGUCCUCUACAUCAGCAUAUUGUCGGGUGUCGUUGGAUCUUUCGCAUUAAACGCCGCCCCGAUGGGUCUAUUGAUCGGUUCAAGGCCCGCCUCGUUGCCAAGGGAUACACACAGCGACCCGGCAUAGACUUCCAUGACACCUACAGCCCGGUUCUCAAACCGGUUACCAUUCGGACAAUAUUUUCUAUUGCUUUGACUAACCGUUGGCCUGUGUUUCAGUACGAUGUGAAUAAUGCAUUCUUGCAAGGCUCUCUUCAGGAAACAGUCUACAUGACACAGCCUCCUGGUUUUCGUGACCCGGCUCAUCCGGAUUAUGUCUGCUGUCUUACUCGGCCCAUCUAUGGCCUUCGCCAAGCUCCUCGAUCCUGGUAUAUGGAGCUGUCUGGUUUUCUUGAAGAUGAAGGUUUUGUGAAGUCCAAGUCUGAUGCCUCUCUUUUUGUCUACCACAAAGGCUCCGUCACUCUGUACUUCUUAGUGUACGUUGAUGAUCUUCUCUUAACGGGCAACCAUGCGCCCUCCUUGUCUCAAUUCCAGGCCCGACUCUCUGCUCGGUUCUCCCUCAAAAGCCUUGGUAAUGUCGGCUACUUCCUCGGAAUUGAGGUUCUCCCCACUGCUGAUGGCCUACUCCUUUCUCAACACAAGUUUGUGCUUGAUGUGCUUGCCCGCUUUGGAAUGUCCGAUGCUCGCCCUGCUCCCACUCCUCUGUCCGCCACAGCCAAGCUAGCUCUUGUUGAUGGCACUCCACCUGCUGAUAUAACUCUGUACAAGCAGGCCGUUGGCUCUCUCCAGUACUUGCUCUGUACUCGUCCUGACAUCGCCUUUGCCGUCAACAAACUCUCGCAGUUCAUGCAUGCCCCUACUCAGCUUCAUUGGCAGCAUGUUAAACGGCUAUUCCGCUAUUUACUAGGCACCUCUACUUAUGGCUUGCGCCUCACUUCGGCCGUGAAUCCAACCAUCACCGCCUUCGCCGAUUCUGACUGGGCGGGAGAUCCGACUGAUCGCACUUCCACAAUGGCCUACCUCAUCUACUAUGGUAAUAACCUCAUAUCAUGGAAAUCGAAGAAGCAACGGUCCGUUGCCCGUUCAAGCACAGAGGCCGAGUACCGCGCCCUCGCUCAUGCCACCUCCGAAAUUCUCUGGAUACGCAACCUGCUCAGCGAGCUUCAUCAGCCACUGUCCUCCUCCCCGACCCUGCACUGCGACAACCUUGGGGCUGUUCACUUUUCGGCUAAUCCGAUCCACCACUCCCGCAUGAAACAUCUAGCUCUUGACUACCUAUUUGUUCGUGAUUUGGUACAGUCAAAGGAACUCCACGUUCAGCAUAUUCCCACCUCCCAUCAGCUUGCCGACUCGCUUACUAAGCCGCUGCCCAUUACUCGCUACCAGCUCCUUCGGUCCAAGAUUGGUGUUGUUCCCGCCACCAUCUUGCGGGGGCGUGAUAAGGCCUCCCCAUAAUUGUAGUUACUUGUUGUUAUCAGCUGUAGUUAGUCACGUC
Molecule: messenger RNA, 4205 nt
Organism: Linum trigynum
Lineage: Eukaryota; Viridiplantae; Streptophyta; Magnoliopsida; Malpighiales; Linaceae
Source: the annotation of a GenBank genome assembly